Micromonas commoda is the source of this 2372-nucleotide messenger RNA. RefSeq names its product centrosome protein SAS6. Gene Ontology annotation, biological process: centriole replication. The transcript is spliced from 3 exons. Gene Ontology annotation, cellular component: centriole. Lineage: Eukaryota; Viridiplantae; Chlorophyta; Mamiellophyceae; Mamiellales; Mamiellaceae. The record is from RefSeq and is a predicted model, not a curated record. The coding region runs from base 18 to 1625 and encodes 535 amino acids.
GCUGGCAAAGGAAGAAGAUGUCAGAGAAUCCGCGCAUGCCCACCGGAAGGGUAGAUUCAGAAGCAUGGGCCUCUUCGAUAAUUGCGAAUGCAUCUGUUUUGUUCCAAAAAAGCAUACCGGUUUGCUGCAAAGGUCCAGGGCAGACGCCAGAAAAAGUCGAGGAGCUUUCUUUUCGAAUUUUGCUGGGUUUCGACAGGGAGCGACAGACUAAGGCGAGCAAUUCUGAUUUUUCAAGUCGCGCGCAGGUCUUGUGCGUUCAAGUGUCAAGUGAAACAGACCCGUUCUUUUUCCACCACCUCGAAGUUUCCGAGGAAGAGUUCCAGGCUCUCAAAACGGAACAAUCUAUCCUCGUUGACUUCGUACGUUUCCCCCAAAAAUUCAUCGAGUUGCUCGAAGCAUGUAUGCAACGUCGCGAUGAUGUCCGUCCAAAAUUUCUUGCCAUCAUGCGAGUGGGCGAAUCUUUUGCGCCUGAUUUUUCAAACCUUGGAAUAGUAGAGACCAACGACUUCAAACAUUUGUCUCACAUCUCGUUGAGACUUAAACAGGGCAGUGACGCAGCAAUAAAACACUACCUUGCCGCGCGUGUAAUGGAAUUACGAUGCGAUCGCGGAAAAAUGAUUCAACGUAAUGAGAACAACGCUGCGCAACUAAAAUAUUUAAGCCGCAAACUGGAAGACAGCGCGGCGGAGGUAUCCCUGCAGAGGCAGAUGUUUCAAAAAUCUGAAGAAGCCAUGCAGUCACGGCUUGACGAACUCUCGGUCAAUCUGAAGACAGCGGCCAUGAAAGAGUUAGAGAACACAAGAAAGAAAUUAGAGAGCGAGCGGAAAACCUCAGAAGCAGCUAUGCGUUCGGCCAUUGAAUCACUCACCAGCCGCAACUGCGAGCUAGAUAAUCAGGUUCGAGAUUUGAUGGAAACAAAGUUUAAAUUGGAUAGUAGGCUAUCAGAUGUCGUUUCUCGCCUACAUAUGGCAGAAAACGAGUUGAAGACCAGCAGUGGCAUGUCACCUGAAAUGAAAAUCAAUAUUGUUCUUUACAAAACGGAUCGACAUGAGCGAGCCAAGAACACUGCGCAGCAUGAUUUACGCGUAGAGUGGCUUGAGCAGCAAAUCAAGGACAAGGAAGAUCUCAUCGCCUCGAUGAAUGGAAGACUGCGCAGUGCAGAGUCGCGCGAGUCUUCCACGGAAAGUGCCCUCGAGGACGCUCGCGCGACGGCAGCACGUGCCGAAGACCGAGUAUCGGCAAGUGCUGGUGAAAUUCGUAAAGGUAAUCAAAUAAUUGAACGACUUCAGGCAGAACUAAGAUCGGCAAAGGCAAAAGCACGGCUCAAAGCGGCAAUCAUCGCACAGCAAGAAAAACUGCUCAAUGAACGUCAAGAUGUCCUUGAUAAGAGUGCACGUAAGCUUUCUGACCUUAAUCGGGCAGCAGAAACUUCAAGCUCCGAAGUUAAUCGUCUUCGAAAAAUAGUCGAUGAUCAAAGACUCAAACUGGAGGAAAGCCAGACGCUGUUGGCCAGCAAUCAGCAGAUGAUCCAAUGGCUUAACAGUCAAGUGAAUGAUGCACAACUUGGGCGGCUAAGGCUGAGGUCAGCAAGUGCUUUCGGACCAUCUACACCGGCGCGUCCGUAGGUCACUGGAAUGUCCAUUUUCCUGUAGUUCUGAAGAUUGCACCCGGCCGAACUAAGUAGUGGUAGUUUCGACCGAGAAAGGCAAUAGACAAAAGCUCACAGCUUGAGCACCACCCAGAAUGACGAAAGUGGUUAACCGUUGACAGUUUCGUUGAUCCGUGUUUUGAAUAGCUGGCAUGCAAGAGAUGACCGAUGCAACAGUAGUGCCACUGGCGGGUGGGGCUCGGCAUUUUUGGUGGACGGAACUGAUACGAUGAAUGAUUUAACAACUACGAGGGUAAUAUUUUGGAUCACGGGUCCCGUUUCCGUGUGACCUGCGGGAUCAUUCUUACCGCCGUGGAUACUUACAUCAAGAAAAGUCCCUGGAAGAUUUGGCAAAGCACCGGGAACUUUUAUUCCCACAGCGGCGGGCUGAACGAAUUGCACAAAAGAAGAAGAUGACGGAGUUAGCCGUUUCAGCAGACAUAUUUAUGGGCGCACAUGGGCGCGUUUGGCGCCAUCAGUUGCUGAUUAUGUGAUGUACAUAGGAUAUGAAAGUCGAUGUCAACCCGCUCGUGCCCGAGGGCUGCCAACCUUGGUGCAAACUCGACUUGGAUACAUUGAUAGUUUCAUGAUAAGCUGUCAAGGUUCCAAAGUUUCAAUCUCAAUCGCUUUUUUUCCCGCGGGCUUUUCUCACACAGUAGCAUCACAAUUAGCUACCUUCGUACUAGCCAGUUCAUGCUCUGAAAAAGACAAUUCCCCUGCACUG